Molecule: messenger RNA, 1088 nt
Organism: Impatiens glandulifera
Lineage: Eukaryota; Viridiplantae; Streptophyta; Magnoliopsida; Ericales; Balsaminaceae
Product: basic endochitinase-like
Exons: 2
Coding region: 12-977 (321 amino acids)
Biological process (GO): cell wall macromolecule catabolic process; chitin catabolic process; defense response to fungus
Molecular function (GO): chitin binding; chitinase activity
Source: RefSeq, a predicted model, not a curated record
UUCCACGAAGCAUGAUAAUGAAAUAUGGGCAAUUUUCUCUGUUUUGGAAAUCGAUCAUCAUCAACAUCAUCAUCAUUCUAAUGAAGAACUUUUGGGCAUUAGCUAUAUUUUCUACUCUCUCAUCAUCGAUCAUAGGAUCUAUUGCUCAAUCAGCAGGCACUGGAUGCUGCACUCAAUUCAAAAUCUGCGGCCAAACAUUUGCUUACUGCGCCACCGGCUGUCAGAUCCAAUGCACCUCCGCCGGCGAGCCCCCCCAAUCUUCCAGCGAGGGCGAUAUGAACAUCACCACACUAAUCUCGAGAAACCUCUUCGACCAAAUGUUGAAACACAGGAACGACGACAACUGCCCCGGGAAAGGGUUCUACACUUACGACUCUUUCAUUGCCGCCGUCAAAUCGUUUAACGAUUUCGCCUCCACCGGAGACAUCAACACAAGGAAGAGAGAAAUCGCCGCCUUCCUAGCCCAAACUUCGCAUGAAACUACCGGUGGGUGGAUUUCAGCGCCGGAUGGUCCAUAUGCUUGGGGAUACUGCUAUAUUCAAGAACAGAGCGAAACUCUUGCCUACUGUGAUGAAUCAGCUUCGAAAUGGCCAUGGGCUCCGGGGAAGAAAUAUUUUGGGCGCGGCCCGAUUCAAAUUACUUACAAUUUCAACUAUGGGUUGGCUGGUCAAGCUAUUGGGAUCGAUCUCCUGAAAAACCCAGAUUUGGUUGCGACGGACGCGAUCGUAUCUUUCAAGACGGCGCUGUGGUUCUGGAUGACGCCGGUUUCGUCUAAUCGGUCGUGCCAUGACGUCAUGACGGCGGCGAAUACGGCGGAUGGAAUGGUGGCCGGAUACGGUGGGACUACGAAGAUCAUUAAUGGUGGGACCGAGUGUGGAAAGGGAGGGGCGGCGGCGGCUCAAGAGAGCAGGAUUGGAUUCUAUAAGAGAUAUUGUGAUCUUCUUAAGGUAGGUUAUGGCAAUAACCUAGAGUGUUAAGUUAUGCUUCUUGUUUCUUUUUUUGAUAUGGCUAUGUAAUUUUUAUUUAUGUAAAACAACAAAUCUACCCAUAUAAAAUUAGUUAAUAAUAAUAAUAAUGAAAACAUAUAG